AGGAACUCCAAAUGCAACUUAAUUACAUUCUGAAAGAAAUAAAUGUUUUCUAUUGUGACAAAGUAAUUGCAGAAACCUAAACCUGAACAAAAUGAAAAACCUGCAUUUCCUGAUGAAUUUGUACUUAAAUCACCCUCUUCUGCUGGGCUCACUACAGGUCUCUUUGGACAUGCUGAAUCUCAAGGAAAGCUGCAGAAACCAGACAUUUCUGUGGAUAGAUCUGUGCAGAACAGUAGGGUGAUUAACAUUGCCUGUGACACAAAGCUGGAAAACCCCAUAACUAGCACUAAUAUCAGCUGUAACCUGUACAUUGGAGACUCAUCUGAGCCAUUCAGAAGCACAUGGACCACAAGUAAAACUGUUUGUGACUUUGAAGUGAAUAUCAGUGACCUGCAGGAGAGCAGGGAGGUGAACUGUGAUUACAGUGUGAAUACAGACCCUUGUUCUCCUUCUCCACGCAGUGACAGAUUCCUUGUAGUAGAUAGGUCACUCUAUAAAUCUCAAGCAUACUGGUACUAAAUAAAGAUGAGGGCUGCCAGGUUGCCCUUGCACUGUUCAAUUUAUUUAUUGAUUUAUUUGUUUGUUCAUGUUUGUUUAGCCACAGCAUUGCACCCUGUACAGCAAUUGUUGUGUAAGAUAUCAUGAGCUUGCAAAGUAUCAUGUUUCCAGACCAAACUAACAAUUGCCCCUCACACUCACAUUAACUUGAUCUUCAAGUGGGUGUACCUGUCACAAGCACCACAAUGUGUCAAUUCCCUGUGCUUCACACACAGCCAUUGACACACUGCUACAGCGCCAUCUGUAGGCAGAUCCAUUUAGUGAAGCAAUUGUCAUUGCUGUGAACAUUCAAGACAAGUAUAUUUACCCUAACAAGCACAUAUAGUUCAUUAUACAGUUCAUAUUUUGACUAAUAUCAAUUUAAGUUUUGUAGUCUUUCAUGCAUUCUCUCUUUAUAUCAAGUUUUACUGUACAUAAUUUGCCAAAAUAUAAUUACAUUGCUUUGAUCAACAGAAAACAUACUGGAUGAGCGCAUACAUUCAGCACUCAUGUUAAAUGAUGUACCCAAUAUUGCUGUAAUUCUCACAUGCUCCUACAGUGCCUUGGCCGUAACUUCAGCUUGUUUUUAUUAUCCUUGCUAUAUCUUUUGUAGUUCCUACAAAUUCAUUAUAAAUAUGAUUGUGAAUGGGCCCCAAGGAAAAUCUUACUUCCAUCAAAGAAACAAAACUGAAGUUUGUGGUCGGCUGCUGUAUGAAAGUGCCUACAAUACAGCUGUUUGAGUGGAAAAUCAAGCAUAACUGAUGAUUGAAACUAAAUGGAUCACUGACCUUUUGCAGGUAAACUGCCAAAGGCUGAGUUAGAAUUGAGUGCUGCAGUAAUGUCCAUAGAGGAAUCAGUGAUACUGAGGUGCAGGAGACCUGACUCUGCCCCUGCGUCCCACUGCACUUUCACCACUAAUCAGAGAGGACCGAUCAGUGGCUCAGACUGUAAUCGCUCAGUCACUGGAGCUGAGCUGCUCAGUAGGAGUCACAGCGCAAGGAAUGAGAUCACCAUGACAUGUUUCUACAGACUGGAGGAAGGAGUGAAACCUACUCUUCGUAGUGACCCCUCCACAGUGACUGUGCUGGAUCUGAGGAAGCCCAAAAUCUCAGUCUCCACAGAACACACUGAGACACGCAUUCGCUGUGAAGCCCCUCCUGACAUCACUGGAGCAAAGUUCUUCCUGUACUCCAACAGGAGCAUAACACAUACUAAGGAAACCCAGGCUGGGACAGAAAAGCGAGCUGUCAGUUUCACUGACCCCCGCCGCUCUGGCUCUAUUCUGACAUACUGCUGUAGUUAUCAGUUUAAGACCUUCAACUCUAAACUGAGUGACUGUGCUAAAGCUAAGAACAAGGACCAGAGUGGAAGAACAAAAGACCAAAGAUCCACCACCACAGACAACCCACAGACAGCCGACGCUCAAACCACGCCCACCCCACCACAGCGCUCCACCCCCCUUCUUUCCCACAGCACAGGACACGCAGGUAAGCACACUGCACACACACCAGUAGCACAGCAAAGAACACACUGCUCUGCAUAAGGGGGUGACUCAGCACUGCACACUCAAUACACUACUCACACAGUGAGCUCCCCUACCCCUCAGGCCCCUGCUGUGGAACCCCUAUUUUGCCUUCGAAAGAGGGGGGGAAACAAACCCACGCUUGCACACAAACAACAGAAAGGACAACAAAACUUAAAUAAAACUGAAAGAUAACGGGGGAUGUAGCAUCGGCUGACGCCACACUGCCCAGCCAAGCUACACCCCAAAUAAAAAAUAAAAAAAUAAAAAUCCCCAGUCUGGCGCCCCGCUCGCACUUGCACUGCCUGGGUCUUCCAUCCACCGCGUCUCAAGCCCCUCACCUUCCUGGGGGAGUUAGAGCAGCCUGCAUCAGCCAGUGGUCCUCCCUCCGUGACAGCAGGCACACGCACCCUG
This is a messenger RNA of Anguilla rostrata (American eel), 2473 nucleotides long. RefSeq lists its product as uncharacterized. Bases 1376 to 2080 code for a protein of 234 amino acids. The transcript is spliced from 5 exons. The record is from RefSeq and is a predicted model, not a curated record. NCBI's taxonomy places the organism in Eukaryota, Metazoa, Chordata, Actinopteri, Anguilliformes, Anguillidae.